AGCAACACCGGCGACCAUCACACCUUCUUCGUCAUGGGCGCCUCGGGCGAUCUGGCCAAGAAGAAGAUCUACCCGACGUUGUGGACCAUCUUCCGCGAUGACCUCAUUCCCCGGAAGACCGUCUUCGUUGGCUACGCCCGGUCGGCGCUCUCCGUGGCGGACCUCUUCGCCGGCAUCACGCCCUACAUUCGCCUCGAUUCGGAGGAUGAGCGGCAGCUCUUUGAGGACUUCCAGCGGCAGAAUGUCUACGUGCAGGGCUCGUACGACCAGGCGGCAGACUUUGCCCGACUGGCCGCCACGGUGGCCGAUCUGGAGGGAGGAAGUGGAAGUGGAAGUGGUGGUGAAGGUCGAGCCAAUCGACUCUUCUAUCUGGCCUUGCCGCCGACGGUCUUCGCACCGGUCACCAAGCUGAUCAAGGAGCAGGUGAUGACUGAUCGCGGCUGGAAUCGGGUCAUCAUUGAGAAGCCCUUUGGACGCGACGCCGCCAGCAGCGCCGCCCUGUCCGCCCAUCUGUCGGGUCUGUUUCGCGAGGAGGAGAUGUACCGCAUUGACCACUACCUGGGCAAGGAGAUGGUGCAGAACUUGAUGAUUCUCCGUUUUGGAAAUCGCAUCUUCGGGCCAAUUUGGAACCGCGAGAAUGUCGCCUGCGUCCAGGUGACCUUCAAGGAGCCCUUUGGAACGCAGGGCCGCGGCGGGUACUUUGACACCUUUGGCAUUAUACGCGAUGUGAUGCAGAACCACCUGCUGCAGAUACUGUCGCUGGUGGCGAUGGAGAAGCCGGUGACGCCCAAUGCGGAGGACAUUCGAGAUGAGAAGGUCAAAGUGCUGAAGUGCAUGAAGGAGCUAAAGUUGGAGGACGUCGUCCUGGGCCAGUACAUCGGCAAUCCAAAGGGCAAAACCGAGGACAGCCAGCUGGGCUACACUGACGAUCCGACGGUGCCCGCCGGCUCGGUGACGCCCACCUUUGCGCUGGCCAAGUGCUCCAUCAGCAAUGAACGCUGGGACGGGGUGCCCUUCUUUUUGCGCUGUGGCAAAGCCCUGAACGAGCGCAAGGCGGAAAUUCGCAUCCAGUUUCGCGACGUGGCCGGCGACAUCUUCGCCGGACAGUGCCAGCGAAAUGAGCUGGUAAUUCGCGUUCAGCCCGGUGAGGCGGUGUACGUCAAGUUCAUGACCAAGGAGCCGGGCAUGACCUUCCGACUGGAGGAGACCGAACUUGAUCUGACCUACACUAACCGCUACAAGGAGGCAAUCCUGCCGGACGCCUACGAGCGCCUGAUCAUGGACGUCUUCAGCGGCUCGCAGAUGCACUUUGUGCGCACUGAUGAGCUGCGCGAGGCGUGGCGCGUCUUCACGCCCCUCCUGCAUGAGAUCGAGGAGAAGAAGGUGGUGCCGCUGCCGUACUACUACGGCAGUCGAGGACCGCGCCAGGCGGACGACUUCUGCGUCGCCAAUGGCUACAAGUUCACCGGGACGUACCAGUGGAAGAAGCCGACCACUGCUGCUGGGGCGGGGGGCAAUUCAAA
Rhagoletis zephyria (snowberry fruit fly) is the source of this 1523-nucleotide messenger RNA. Lineage: Eukaryota; Metazoa; Arthropoda; Insecta; Diptera; Tephritidae. The record is from RefSeq and is a predicted model, not a curated record.